Messenger RNA from Chenopodium quinoa (quinoa), 1879 nucleotides. Its product is annotated as guard cell S-type anion channel SLAC1-like. Lineage: Eukaryota; Viridiplantae; Streptophyta; Magnoliopsida; Caryophyllales; Amaranthaceae. Gene Ontology annotation, biological process: stomatal closure; transmembrane transport; intracellular monoatomic ion homeostasis. The transcript has 5 exons. Gene Ontology annotation, molecular function: voltage-gated monoatomic anion channel activity. The record is from RefSeq and is a predicted model, not a curated record. Gene Ontology annotation, cellular component: membrane. The coding region runs from base 137 to 1795 and encodes 552 amino acids.
ACAUUAUCAAAUAAGCAAUUAUAUUAUAUAUGCAAGACUACAUACAUAUAAUUUAAGGACAUACCAAAAAAAAAAUUUAUGUAAUUUAUUAAGGUUUUGACUUAUGAGCAAAAACCAAUAAUUUUGUGAGAUUAAGAUGGACAAAACUCCACCUGAUCCUAGACCUUCCAAUGCUCAUUUGAUAGAUAUACAAGAAGUAUUGUCAGAAGAAGAUGAAGGAACGACGUUGAAUAGAACAACGGCUCAGAAACCGGAGAAACGAGGGAGGGCGAGGCCGGUAAGGCAUCAAGAACCAGCAAGAAGGGCAGGAAACAGGAGUAGCCUAAGUAGACAAGUAUCUCUUGAAACAGGAUUCUCUGUUUUAAAAGGGACGCAACAAAAUGAGAGAGUUGCUCUUAGUAGGAGUGGAAGAAGUCUUGGAGGUUUAGGUGCAAAAAGUAGUGGUGCUGUUGUUAGAGAAGUUAAAAAGGGUGAUUUUAGCAUGUUUAAGACAAAAUCAUCUCUUACUAAGCAGAAUUCUUUGAUGCCCAUGAAAAAGGAAUGUACUAAUGAGGUGGAUUAUAAUCAGAAGAUUAAAGUUAGUGCAGAUGAUUCUGUUCCUGCAGGAAGAUACUUUGCUGCUCUCAGAGGUCCUGAGCUAGAUCAAGUGAAGGACUAUGAUGACAUUCUUUUACCCAGGGAUGAAACAUGGCCAUUUCUGCUCCGAUUCCCAAUAGGUUGUUUUGGUAUAUGUCUUGGCCUUAGCAGCCAAUCCAUCUUAUGGAAGUCGCUAUCAAUCAGCCCGGCGAUGAAGUUCCUCAAAGUAACCCCUUUUAUAAACCUAGUACUCUGGAUCCUAGCCCUGCUCAUUUUAGUAUUGGUGUGUACCACUUAUCUUCUUAAAUGUAUAUUCUACUUUGAAGCAAUCAAAAGAGAGUACUUCCAUCCUGUUAGAGUUAACUUCUUCUUUGCUCCAUGGAUUGUAGCUAUGUUUAUGGCCAUAGGAGUUCCCCCAAGAAUAGCACCAAACACCCUUCAUCCCGCUGUUUUUUGUGUUUUUGCCAUACCAACGUUCAUCCUCGAGCUUAAGAUUUAUGGUCAAUGGCUUUCUGGAGGAAGACGGCGUUUAAGCAUGGUAGCUAACCCGUCUUCUCAUUUAUCAGUUAUUGGCAACUUUGUUGGUGCCAUUUUAGGAGCCAGGGUAGGGUGGAAAGGACCCGCAAAGUUUCUGUGGGCAGUGGGUUUCGCGCAUUACCUUGUAGUCUUUGUUACUCUUUAUCAGAGAUUGCCUACGAGUGAAACAUUGCCCAAGGAGCUACACCCUGUAUACUGUAUGUUCAUUGCAACACCGGCUGCAGCAAGCAUUGCAUGGGAGGCUAUUUAUGGUGAGUUUGAUGGCUUAUCAAGGACUUGCUUCUUCAUUGCCUUGUUUCUUUAUAUCUCACUUGUCGUUCGACCCACCUUCUUCACUGGCUUCAGGUUUUCAAUGUCAUGGUGGUCAUAUACUUUCCCGAUGACCACUGCAUCAAUCGCUACUAUCAAGUAUGCAGAGCAGGCACCCUCGAUAGGAAGCAAGGGCCUAGCUCUAUCCCUGCCAUUUAUGUCUAGUACAAUGGUGGCUAUACUAUUCGUCUCAACCAUUUUACAUGGCUUUGUCUGGCAAACUUUGUUCCCAAAUGAUCUUGCCAUUGCCAUAGCAAAGAGGAAGCAAGGGAAGGAACAUAACAAGAAGCCUAAAAAAGCAAAUGGUAUAAGGCGAUGGACAAAACAGUCUCCCCUUUCCCUUGUUUCGGCUAUGACUAAAAACAACUCAUAAGCAAGACCAGCAACAAAUGAAAGCUUAGCACCAGAUUUGAUACUUUGACGUUAAUUGUUACUCUGUAUGUAAUAUGUAUGUAUG